AUGGACAACUCGGUCGACUCUCUCCUCGCCCUCCUCCGCUCGACCCAAGACGGACCUCCUCCUUCCCAGCCAACCACUUCCAACAACAACACAUCCAAUACCCGCCAAGUCCCUUCAUCGUCUCAGCUCAGCGACCUCCUCACUUCUCUCAAUGCCCGGCCGCCGCCCAGGCCGCCAAAGCAAGGCGGAGCAGAUCAAGCGCAAGGGCGAGCCAGGAAGGACAUCUUAGAGCCCUUUGGUCCGGUAGGCGUGUCUGCUAGGCCAUCAGUAUCACCGGUGAAGAGGAGCAGGGAAGAUACCGGUCGUGGAGGGGCCGAGGAGGAAGGGUCUUUUGGGCGAGUGAGGCAAGUGAGCAGAGGGGAGAGCUUUGAUGGUGGGCAAGUCAAGAGCGCGAGAGUGGAGGAGCCGGCAUCGGAAGAGAUGUCUUUUGGAAAGGCUCUGCCUAUCAUAACACGACUAUUAGAGGAUGACAAUCUCAAGAACGAGUUGCGAAAGAUGAAACAGGAUCAAGACUCUCUUGAGAGACGUUUAUGGGCCAAACAAGAAAAGCUCAAGGGGGACCAUGAAAGGCAGACUAAAGCCGAAAGAGAAAUAGCGAAGAUUGCUCGGAAGCCAAUACCUCCGGAGAAGACCAAACAAUGGUCUAGAUCCCUUUCAACAGCACUCUCGACAUUCUACACCCGGCAAUGUAUACCCUCCAUCGACGGCCUUGCUCUACGGCAGCGUCAGCGUCUGAAAGAGCUGGGUGUUCCGGGGCUGGGCCGAGAAGAUGGCGUGGUGGAUGAGAAGGUGAAGCAGAGGAUAAAGAGGAUCAUGGAGGUGCUUGAAGGUAGUUUGGAGGAUUGA
Molecule: messenger RNA, 846 nt
Organism: Cryptococcus wingfieldii CBS 7118
Lineage: Eukaryota; Fungi; Basidiomycota; Tremellomycetes; Tremellales; Cryptococcaceae
Exons: 5
Coding region: 1-846 (281 amino acids)
Source: RefSeq, a predicted model, not a curated record